This is a messenger RNA of Liolophura sinensis, 1827 nucleotides long. RefSeq lists its product as uncharacterized. Bases 1 to 1827 code for a protein of 608 amino acids. Lineage: Eukaryota; Metazoa; Mollusca; Polyplacophora; Chitonida; Chitonidae. The record is from RefSeq and is a predicted model, not a curated record. The transcript is spliced from 3 exons.
AUGAGUCUUGUCGGGGAUAGACUUGAGGGUGGGGCUUACACUGGCCGACCUAAGCUGAGCUUGUCGGAGGAGUCUGGAGCAUCUGGUCAGUACGACUCGGGCUAUCGGACGAGUACUGGGAAGACUGUGACUACUACUGGUAUCGGUGACAGCCAGCUGGAAACAGGGUCCGUGACAGGAACAGAGGCCGUCUACUCCCGAGCAUCUCCUAAUGUCAUCCACGUGGGGGACCCAACCUCUAACUACACCACGGUGAUUAUUGUCACCAGUGAUGACACAUACGGGAACACACGUAUAGAGCUCACACCCCAAUGUCCCAUGGAAGAGAACCACCAUAACGCGGAGGAAACCACCCAGGCCCCAAUCCAGGCGCACGACUGUGAUAGAAAUGCUAAAACUGGAAGUUUGUUAAAAUCAGUGCAUUUUCAGCACGAAUCUUCCCAUGAUGAAGAGGCUGUGAGAGAAGGCUGUCAGACAAGCCCCACCGAAGGGGUGGAUGUAACCCCCGGGCGGAGGCCCAGUGAUAUAAUCAUGUCUUCCAACAAAACUAAGUGCUCUCAUGCUCUCCCACAGACAGCCCCGGGUAAGCCCAAGGUGCCCCCUCCCCCUCGGAUGUCGACGGAGAAUGAGUCUGGCCAGUCUUCGUGUAAACCUUCCAGUACCGCCAAUAAUAAAUCUUGUCACCCUCCGAAGAGGCCAGACAAACUGCCUGAAUGUAAGGAGGCUUAUAAAGCGAGCUUAGGUUCCGUUACUGGUGUCCACAGGCGUUGCUCGGAUGUUACCAAUAUUGAUGGCAGACUGAGUAAAGUGUGGACUGGGGCUCCAGUGUCAUACAAUGACAGCCCUUCCAAAAAUGUAGAAUGUUCCUCGAAGGGUGGACGUAUAAAGGAGCUACAGCAAGUGUUAAUGAAACAGGCUAACCCUUUCUCGCCUGCGGUGAAGAAGCCUCAAGACGAUACCCCAGAAAAUAAUACUCGACCUCGAUCAACGUCAGCACCACAAGUGAUGCCAUCAGCUGCUGUCAUGCAAAUGGCAGCCAGGAAAGCUUCUCUGAUCAGCAACGACAGUGGCCCUAGGUCCCCACCCUGUGUAGAUCAUAGGCCCCCUGCCCCACCGCCUCCACUCCACACAUGCAGCCAUGCACCCAAUCCUGCCCCGCGUGUUCUACCAGCACCACCCCCUCUCCAAACAUCCGGGCCACCCCCACGACCCCCUCCGCCAACCACAUCUCCUCCUCCUCGCCCGCCACCGCCGGUUUUACCUUCUUCAUUCCCCUUUUCACCACCGCCACCACCGCCACCGCUCCCACCACCCACGUAUGUGUCUUCUACCUUGCCUUUGGUGAAUCGCAGAAAUAAUUCCCCCACGGAGUCUAGCACAUCAGGGGGCAGACAGACCGCUAAAUACAACGAGAGUGCUAUGGGCACGAAAACUGAGCCAGUGGAUGACGACACUCGCAUUCGCAUGGCAGACAUCAAAAAUAUGCUUCAGCGAGCCGGAACGUUACCCGGCGAAAGAAACAGAAAUUAUGGAAGCUUGCCCGAUCUUCAGCUUGUUGGUAGAAAAGACAGAGACUUGUCAUCUUCUAGGACAGGAGGUAGAAAAAGUCGCGAUGAGAGCGGAAGGCGGGAAGACCGGAAGAGGGGCGGCAACCGGAAGAGUUCUUCUAAGCCUAGAUCUAGCACUCCUAGUGAGAGAACAUCUGUGUCGGGAAGUUCCACCAGGUCCCCCAAAUUACCACAUAAAAAUAAGAACUACAAACCUCUCCUAGCUGAAUAUUUCAGAUCGGAAGAUGUCAUUGAUGGAGUGGUUUACGGAACAGUGUAA